Molecule: messenger RNA, 4353 nt
Organism: Grus americana (Whooping crane)
Lineage: Eukaryota; Metazoa; Chordata; Aves; Gruiformes; Gruidae
Gene: ERN2
Product: endoplasmic reticulum to nucleus signaling 2
Exons: 21
Coding region: 597-3179 (860 amino acids)
Biological process (GO): mRNA processing; protein phosphorylation; intrinsic apoptotic signaling pathway in response to endoplasmic reticulum stress
Cellular component (GO): IRE1-TRAF2-ASK1 complex
Molecular function (GO): ATP binding; RNA endonuclease activity; protein serine/threonine kinase activity
Source: RefSeq, a predicted model, not a curated record
GGUGGUGCUGUGACUGUCCCAGAAACGCUGCUUUUCAUAUCCACUCUGGAUGGAAACCUUCACGCAGUGAGUAAGAGCACAGGUGACAUCAAGUGGACCCUGAAGGAUGAUCCUAUUCUGCAGGUGCCGGUUUAUGUGGCAGAGUGAGUGUGACCCCCCCGCGGGCAGAGUCAGGGCAGGCAGCCUGCGGGCUGUGCAGGAGCCUUUCGGAGGUGCACGACUGCCCUGAUGAACCAACAGAUUCACAGCAAGAGAGGGGAACCUCGGAGAAAUCAACAUCCCAGCCCACGACAUAGCGUUGCCUUAAACCUGCCCUUUGUGCUAGCACUGCAUGCAUGAUGAGGAGGAAUAGCUGCUCCCUGCUGCUGAAUUGUAGCCUUUCUACAGACAGCCCAGAACCUCUCAGCACCACCAUGCACAAAAGCAUAGAAGAGAAAUUGAGGAAAAUCCACCUGAAAGUGCAGGAGGAAGGCAGGACAGCAGAGAGCUCCCCCGGGGCAGGCAGGGCACCGAGCCAGCACGGCUGACCGGCAUUCCUUCCAGACCCCAACGAUGGCAGCCUGUAUAUCCUGGGAGGAAAAAACAAAGAAGGCUUGAUGAAGCUCCCGUUCACCAUCCCAGAGCUGGUCCAGUCCUCGCCAUGCCGCAGUUCGGACGGCGUGCUCUACACCGGGAAGAAGCAGGACACCUGGUUCAUCGUGGACCCCAAGUCAGGAGAGAAGCAGACCACUCUCUCGACAGAGGCCUGGGAUGGUCUGUGCCCAUCAAGUCCCCUCCUCUACAUCGGCCGUACCCAGUAUGUCAUCACCAUGUAUGACACCAAGUCACGGGAGCUGCGCUGGAACGCCACCUUCUCAGACUACUCGGCACCACUCUGCGAGGAGUCCUACCACUACAAAAUGGCACACUUCGCCUCGAGCGGAGACGGGCUGGUGGUGACACUGGACAAGGAGAGCGGGGAGGUCCUGUGGGCACAGAACUAUGGCUCGCCUGUGGUCGGCAUCUACAUGUGGCAUCAGGACAGCCUCCGCCGUGUCCCCCACCUCAACCUGGCCAUGGAGACCCUGCGUUACCUGACCUUCCACUCGCAGGACAUCCAUCUCCUCAAGUGGAGCUACCAGUCCAUGAAGGAUUUCACUGCCACCAAGACCCAGCUGCUGCCAGCGCUCUACGUGGGGAAGUAUGCGGCCAGCUUCUACGCCUUGACCUCCCUGGUCCAUGGCAGCGUGGCUCUGGUGCCACAGGGCAUCACGCUGGCCAGGAUCGACGGCCCCACCACGGAUGAUGUGACCAUGAGAGAGUCAGGGGAGUGUGAGAUCACGCCCAGCACCGACGUCAAGUACCCGCAGGGCAGCAUCACCGCGCUCCACAACCAGUGGCUCCUAAUAGGGCACCACGAGCUGCCUCCUGUGGUCCACACUACAAUGCUACGAGCCUUCCCAGAGAACCUGAGGAAGACAACGGAAACCAUCAUCCCCAGGGCUCCUCCUGCCAGGACCGUGUUCGACGAUUUUCUGGCCCCGAGCAGCCCGGAGGAGCCGGCUGUCCGCGGCGAGGGGCAGUUCCAGCCGGACCCCGCGCCAAAGGAGCAGGUGGAGGUCUACCCCGAGGCCAGCUUCUGGGACCUGGUGAUGGCUGGCGUCGGCACGGCGCUGCUGGGCGGGGGAGUCCUGUUCCUCCUGCUCACGAAACUGCAGAAGCAGCAUGCGGUGCAGCAGCAGCAGCUGGAGAAGCAGAUUCAGCUCCUGCAGCAGCAGCAGGAGAUGCUGCUCCCAAGCCGGGUCUCCAAGGAGGGUGUCCCUGCAGAGCCCAGGGAGCCAGGGCUGAGCCAGGGAAGCGCGUUGCAGCUCUCGCAGAGCUCCAGCCCCUCGGCCUGCCCGAAGGGCCUGUCUAAUGGGAUGGUCAGCUCAGAUCCAGCUGUCCCGGCAGCUGCUGAAGAUGCAGAACCAGAUGUGAUUGUAGUUGGGAAAGUUUCUUUUAACCCCAAGGAUGUGCUGGGCCACGGAGCUGGAGGAACCUUUGUCUUCAGAGGACAGUUUGAUGGCCGGAACGUGGCCGUGAAGCGCCUCCUGCCCGAAUGUUUCCACCUCGUGGACCGCGAGGUCCAGCUGCUCCGGGAGUCGGAUGAGCACCCCCACGUUGUCCGCUACUUCUGCACCGAGAAGGACAAGCAGUUCCACUACAUCGCCAUUGAGCUCUGCUCUGCCACGCUGCAGGAGUACGUGGAAAGCCCCAGCUUCGAUCGUCGCAGCCUGGACCCGGUGUCUCUGCUGCGUCAGACCAUGUCCGGGCUGGCCCACCUCCACUCCCUCAGCAUCGUCCAUCGUGACCUGAAGCCCUGUAACAUCCUCAUCUCCGUCCCAAAUCGCCACGGGCAGAUCCGAGCUGUCAUCUCCGACUUUGGCCUCUGCAAGAAGCUUCAGGGGGGACGACAGAGCUUCAGCCUCCGCUCCGGCAUCCCUGGCACAGAGGGCUGGAUCGCGCCCGAGGUGCUGCAGGAAGCCCCGAAGGAGAACCCUACGUGUGCCGUGGACAUCUUUUCAGCUGGCUGUGUCUUCUACUACGUGGUGUCAGGAGGGCAGCACCCGUUUGGGGACAGCUUGCGACGACAGGCCAACAUCUUGUCAGGCUCUUACCAGCUGAGCUGCCUGCAGGAAGAAGCUCACGACAAGCUUGUUGCACGAGAGCUGAUUGCGGCAAUGAUCAGCCCUGAGCCCCAGUGCCGACCCUCAGCCCCCGUGGUCCUUGUGCACCCCUUUUUCUGGAGUCAGGAGAAGCAGCUGCAGUUCUUCCAGGACGUCAGUGACCGCGUCGAGAAGGAGCCUGUUGAGGGACCCAUCGUCUCGGCCCUGGAGGCGGGGGGACGGUCGGUGGUGAGGACCAACUGGAGGAUGCACAUCUCCCUCCCGCUGCAGACAGACCUGAGGAAGUUCCGCACCUACAAGGGGGGCUCGGUGCGCGACCUCCUGCGGGCCAUGAGGAACAAGAAGCAUCACUACCAUGAGCUGCCGGCCGAUGUCCGGGCAACCCUGGGCUCUGUCCCUGACGGCUUUGUGCAGUACUUCACCUCCCGCUUCCCCCGGCUGCUGCUGCACACACACAGGGCCAUGAGGGUCUGCGCCCACGAGCGGCUUUUCCACUCCUACUACUGCCAGGGGCCAGGAGGUGAUGGCAAAUGAGUGGGGACACACACUGGGACAGCAGCCGCAGUGUGAGGCUGCUGCGGCCACUCCUUGCAGCGGUUGGAAGCAGUCCCAGGGCUCUCCGGAGUCCUUCUCCCCCUCCUCGGGGUGAGGUGGGGCCCCAGGAUGUGGGUUACAAGCAGCAUGGUCCAGAAGAGGUGAGCACAGGGUGGCACACUGCUCUUACCUGGGGUCUCCUCAGCCCAAGAGGCACCCUCUGGGCACCCACCUUUGCAAACACUCAGACUCAGCAGCCUGAAGGCCUUUGUGCCAGAGAACAGAAAACCUCUGUGGUGGACACGGUGUUUGAGAAGAAAGAAAACGUGUUUGGUUUUCCAGCCAGCAGAGCAAUACAGCCAGGCUGGCGCCGGGUCCCAGCGGGUGUUCACCAGGGAUCGGUGUGCUUUGUCCUCCCCUGCCACACGCCUGGGAAAGCUGCUCUUUGAAUGUGUCCCCAACAUGGUUGUGACCAGGACUGUUACACCAGCCUCGACAUUGGAAAUGAUCCUUCAGCCCCGCCAAGGGCUGAGGCACAGCAGAGCAGCUUCUAGCACCCACCCCAGGGCUUGGACCUGCUUUUUGGAUCAGGGCUGCCACCAACCCUGGAGGGAGGCAUAGCGCCUCCAGCACCAUCCCAAUAACAAAGUUUUUAGUCUCAGCUGGGCUGAGAAAAAGUUUUUCUCCCUUUUGGUCACCAGCAGCCUGUUGUUAUGCCAAGCCAGAGCUCCCCCAUGUCAGUCCUGCACCCAGGAGCCCCGAGCAGUUUGUGCAGAUGUUCAGGAGCAGCUGUCUCAGGACACAAAGACAGGAACCCCCUUCUCCCCAGGGACCCUUCCCUCUGAACACACGCCUGUGCUGCAGCUCCCCCAGCCUCUGCUGCGGGGCAGGUUUCCUAGAGGUGUUGUAUUUUACAGCAUCCCCCUGCCCGUGGAUUUCAUACAAGCCUGCCUCCACGUGCAGCACCCACUGGGCCCGUGGGCAGCCUGGGAGCCCCUCGGCAAGGCUUCCUCUCUAGAACAGCAAUAAUUUUGUACAGUCUGAUUCUUCUGUGUGCUGGGGUGGGAUUUUGUUACACAGGUAACAAAGGGUUUGUACCUGGUCUGUUUUCAGAAUACGGUAUGGCCUAUAGCAUUUUAUACAAAAUAUUAUAAAAAAUAAAAACUAAAAAGUU